Molecule: messenger RNA, 1154 nt
Organism: Panicum virgatum (switchgrass)
Lineage: Eukaryota; Viridiplantae; Streptophyta; Magnoliopsida; Poales; Poaceae
Product: putative HVA22-like protein g
Exons: 6
Coding region: 252-890 (212 amino acids)
Source: RefSeq, a predicted model, not a curated record
CCAACCCCUCUCAAAUCUCCCACUCGUCGCGGGUCUGCCGCUGCCGUCUUCCCGAAGCCAACGCAACCGCUUCCUUCUCCGCCUCCGCUCCUCUAGUCCUCUCUCCCUCCCCCCCGCCUCCUCUCCGCUCCCAUUCCGCCACCGACGCUCCACGCGACUCCACAAGUAAAGCGGCGGGCGCGAGCAGCCAGGAGCCGCGGCGGGUUGCGAAACCGAGCGCCGCGGCCGGUCGCCAUUCCGGGUCCGGCGAGAUGUUGGGGGAGCUCCUGUCGAGGAUCCUGCUGCUGCUCUUCGGGUACGCCAUGCCGGCGUUCGAGUGCUUCAAGACGGUGGAGACGCGCCCCAACGAUGCGCACAUGCUCCGCUUCUGGUGCCAGUACUGGAUUAUUGUGGCCAUGGUUAUAGCCUUUGAGAGCGUGAUCUCUUGGAUGCCGAUGUAUUCAGAAAUGAAGCUAGCUUUCUUUGUCUAUCUCUGGUACCCCAAAACAAAGGGAAGUGAUGCUGUAUAUGACACCUUUCUUCGGCCCAUAGUGAUGCAAUAUGAACCAAACAUCGAGCAGAGGCUACUGCAUCUCAGGGCGAAAUCUGGGCAACUGCUUAGCUUCUACUUGAAGAAUUUCGCAGACAAAGGGACAGCCUUCUUCAUGGAUGUCCUUCGCUAUGUCGUAUCAGAGAAACCUGAAGGAUCCAAUGCAGAGCAGAGGAACAAGAAGUCCGGCUGGAGCCCCUUCGCCACCAAGCGCCGGCCGCCGUCACCGCCACCGCAGGAGUCCAUCUUCGAUAGCAACCCUGACGCCGCCGUGGUGGCCGAGGCUCUGCGCGCUACCAUCGGCGCCGCCGCGGGGGGUGGCGCCAAGCCCCGGCGAGCGCCCAACGGCAAGCAUUACUAAAGGGAAAUAGAGACUCCUACAGAAACUAUAGGGGAUGAUUUUAUCUGUUGUACAUAGAAUGAAUGAACGAAGCAAAGAAAAGCAGAGAAAAAAAGGGGAGUACAUAGCACAAUCAGCAACCCAUUGGCCAUUCACCAUUGUGAAGAACAGAUGGAUGUGUAUCGAGUAUGGUUCAAGGCAUAUGAUAGAAAUCGUUAGUUUUUCAUUGAUCGGUAUGCUUGAGUCUUUUUUCUGCCAUGGAAUAUAUCUCAGCCUGCUUCAUUA